AUGUUGUCCCUGAAGGGCACCCUGAUCCUCUUGUUGCUGUUCUUCAGCAGUUUUUUUGGCAGUAUCUUCAUGUUGGCUCCGUUCCUCCCUGUCAUGCUGCUGUCCACCUCGGUGUAUCGCUGGAUUACUGACCGGAUCGUUGCUGUCUGGCUCACUCUCCCUGUGGCUCUGCUGGAGAUGGUACUUGGUGUGAGGGUGGUUAUCACUGGCGAUGGCUUUGUACCUGGUGAGCGCAGUGUGAUCAUCAUGAAUCAUCGGACACGCCUGGACUGGAUGUACAUGUGGAACUGCCUCCUCCGAUAUAGCUACCUCAGAAUGGAGAAGAUCUGCCUGAAAUCAUCCCUCAAAUCCAUUCCAGGCUUUGGUGAGUCAGCCUGACUGUUAAUUGCUCUC
Chiloscyllium plagiosum (whitespotted bambooshark) is the source of this 393-nucleotide messenger RNA. Lineage: Eukaryota; Metazoa; Chordata; Chondrichthyes; Orectolobiformes; Hemiscylliidae. The record is from RefSeq and is a predicted model, not a curated record.